UACCUCGAGGUCCCUGAAGGGCAACAUCUUUUUUCCUGUGACAGCCUAACAAGGAAUGACUCAAACAGCCUCUGACCCUGACCGGGAAAGACACUUUGGAUGACUUCACAUUUUCAUGAUAAUCAGCAGGAAUGAAGCUGCAGCAUCCUUUGGUGCGUGAGACUAUUUUUUAGCAGGAUUUUGACAGAUGGGGAGAAAGCGGCUUACAAUGGACGCCCAUAUGGACGAGGACAUGGAGCUGGUGGGAAUGGGACUUCGUGUCUCGGUGUCCCCGAUCCAGAUUGCCAUGUAUAUUAUACUGGUGCUGCUGGGCAUCCUGGGUAACGCCAUGGUGAUCGGGGUGAUCGGUAGGAGCGUGUUUGUGGAACACAGCCACGGACAGAACUCGGACAUCAUCAUCAUCAACAUGGCCUUGUCCAAUUUGUUGGUGUCAAUCUUGAGGAACACACUGCUGAUCAUCUCAGAUAUUGGAUUGGAGCUGUAUUCAUCGAAGCAGUGGUGUCAGUUUCUCAUGGGUGUGUGGGUGUGGAUGCGCUCGGUCAACGUGUGGUCAACGCUCUUCCUCAGUGCCUUCCACCUUCAGACUUUAAGACGGGUGGCUCCCAACAUUGCAACCCUUCGUACAUCCCGGAGGGCUCCUAAUAUCAUCCUUUUCAAUCUGGCUAUCAUCUGGUUCCUCAACUUUUUAUACUCCAUUCCUGCAUAUAUCUUCUCUACUAAUGGAAAUGUGAACACCACAGAGACGCUAAUGCUGGUGAGCAGCACAACACGACCAUUGCUGGGCUGCGUGUGGAACUUCCCUUAUUCCUUCAGUGGCUUGUCAUACGCCACCACCUCCAUGGUGAUCCACGAGACCAUUCCUAUCAUCCUGAUGGUCUUUACCAACGUUUGCUCGCUGUACACACUCUACACACACGGCAAGGCUUCAUUGAAAGGCGUGCCUGUCACCAAAAGGGUGCCAGCUGAGAGACGAGCAGCCAAGGUGAUUCUUGCCCUCAUCAUGCUUUUCAUCGUGUCAUGGGGCACCAGCAUAAUCUCCGUCAACUACUUCAAUUACAAUCGGGGCUCCUCGGCAGAAUUUCUGCUGGUCAUCGCUCGUUUCGCCAACAUCAUCUUCAUCGCCUUGUCCCCCAUGGUUCUGGCAGUGGGCCACCGCCGACUUCGGUCUUUUAUGAAAUCUUUGGUCUCCCACUGA
This is a messenger RNA of Syngnathus acus (greater pipefish), 1195 nucleotides long. RefSeq names its product olfactory receptor class A-like protein 4. Lineage: Eukaryota; Metazoa; Chordata; Actinopteri; Syngnathiformes; Syngnathidae. The transcript has 4 exons. The coding region runs from base 188 to 1195 and encodes 335 amino acids. Gene Ontology annotation, cellular component: membrane. Gene Ontology annotation, biological process: G protein-coupled receptor signaling pathway. The record is from RefSeq and is a predicted model, not a curated record. Gene Ontology annotation, molecular function: G protein-coupled receptor activity.